AGACACCCUUGCAAUGGGGCUGCCCAUGUGGAAGAGAUCAUUAAAAUAUGAAAAUUCUCAACCCUUGCUUUUUAUAUUCUUGAAUUGAUUAAGCUACAAUAGAAAACACAACCGACACACGUUUAUUAUCGAGAGAAAUAGGAGCAACAUCAAUGGUCAACACUGAGAGCAGUAGCAGAAACUCAAGAUGGACUCUCAAAGGAACCCCUGCUCUCGUUACCGGCGGAACUCGUGGAAUCGGUCAUGCUGUGGUGGAGGAACUAGCUGAGUUUGGUGCCACAGUGUACACUUGUUCUAGGAACCAAGAAGAGCUUAACAAAUGCUUGAAUGAGUGGAAAGAGAAAGGUUUUUCAGUUCAUGGAUCGGUUUGUGAUGCAACUUCUCCUUCUCAAAGAGAAGAGCUUAUUCGAAAAGUAGCUUCUGUCUUCAACGGCAACCUCAACAUACUUGUAAACAAUGUUGGAACAAAUGUGAGAAAGCCAACUCUUGAGUAUACAACCGAAGAUUAUUCAAACUUGUUGUCAAUUAACUUAGAUUCUGCAUAUCAUCUAAGCAACCUGGCUCACCCUCUUAAACAAUCUGGAAAUGGAAGCAUUGUGUUCAUUUCCUCUGUCGCAUCUCUCACAAGUGUAGGUUCUGGAACCAUCUAUGCAGCAUGUAAAGCUGCAAUCAAUCAGCUGAACAAAGGUCUUGCUUGUGAAUGGGCCAAAGACAAUAUAAGGAUCAACUGUGUUGCACCUUGGUAUACAAAAACACCACUUAAUGAUUAUUUAUAUGCAAAAAAAGAGUUUGUGAAUGAAGUACUGUCUCGAACACCGAUAAAGCGGAUAGCAGAAACACAUGAAGUGUCUUCUUUGGUGGCUUUCCUUUGCCUGCCAGCUGCUUCCUACAUCACUGGACAAAUUGUUUCUGUUGAUGGAGGAUUUACUGCUAAUGGAUUUCAACCCAGCAUGAUUAUUAGAAGUGAUUAAUUAAGCUUAUAAAAAUAAUUUAUGACUUAUGCUUAAGUGCUUUUUAAUUUUAUUUUAAUAAGUUUCUCAAAAUAAAGCUUGUUUUAUUUUAAGACUAUAGGACUAUUUCUGCAUCAUAUCAGGGUCCAUUUCCAUACUGUUUAUGGGUUCCUAUAUUCUAAUCCAAGUCUUAUUAAUAAUCAUUUUAAGACAGGAAAAUCUCAUUGCAC
This is a messenger RNA of Vicia villosa (hairy vetch), 1180 nucleotides long. Its product is annotated as tropinone reductase homolog At5g06060-like. NCBI's taxonomy places the organism in Eukaryota, Viridiplantae, Streptophyta, Magnoliopsida, Fabales, Fabaceae. The record is from RefSeq and is a predicted model, not a curated record. The transcript is spliced from 4 exons. Gene Ontology annotation, molecular function: oxidoreductase activity. Bases 153 to 971 code for a protein of 272 amino acids.